CGUCAACAAUACAAACACAGUUCAGUAUUUCUCCCCGCCAUGGCAACAGUGAAACAGCUGACGGAAAUCACAGAUAUUGACGAUCUGAAGGAUCUGCAGAAGCUGUAUCUCAAGGAUUGGCCCAGUAACUGUGUCGCUUACUUCUGGUUGGAUAAUUACUUGAGAUGGUUGCAGCAAAAUCCGCGCUUAAAUCACCUUACCUUUUAUACUUUGAAUAACGAUUGGCAAAAUGAUGGAUUAUUUAUAUUGGUGCAUCGCUAUCAGUUGUUCUUCAGUAACUUAAGUAAACAAGAAUCCGAUUUGAAAGAUGCUUUGAAAUUAUUGGAUUGGUCGGGAGGCUUCAAAGUCAGUGCCAUUCAAGAGAAUCACCAUAAAAUCUACAAGGAGCUCGUUGCGGAACUCAAUCUUACCAUGUACCGUGAAAUGCCUACCACAAUGUAUAGUUUGAACUGCGGGGAGGCUAGGAAACUGGAGAUAAAUUGCCCGGAGGGGUAUUAUCUGGAUAAAGUGCGUUUGGAACAUGCAGAGCUUAUAAACGAUCUAUGGUCGGCCCGUCAUCCUGGUUCCCUUAAACUCAUUCAAAUGCUAAUCACUAAUAAUACCAAUGUGGGUUUAUAUGAGAGGGAAUCGGGUUUGUUGUGCGCCUGGUGUUUAAGACUCCAAAGCGGAUUUCUGGGAGCAUUGGAAGUGAUCGAAACCCAUCAACGUCGCGGUUUGGGGUUAGUAGUUGCUUCCGCCAUUUCCAAGGCUAUUGCCACCGAUCUCCAGCAUGACAUAACGGCCCUGGUCAAUAUGAACAAUGCUGCUGCUUGUCGCGUGUUCGAGAAACUGGAUUUCAAAUUGAUCCGGGAGAAGCAAUAUUACUGGAGCAUGAUCAAACCGAGGCACGGAGAUCAGAUAUCUUGGCCCAACAAUGAGAAGAUAACCUUGUGUGGAGCACUUUCUGAGAUGGAUCGUCUACAGCAAGUCGGUGUCCAGCAGAUGGAGGACCUCAAAAGUGUGUACACCCGAGACUGGCCAAAAUACUGCAAGGAAUACUACUGCCUGGAUAAUUUUGUGGACCUUCACAGAAGGGAUCCCCAGCUGGAGAAUGUAAAAGUGUACGCUCUUCCCGACCUUGAACUCGGACUAUUUGUGAUUGUGGAUCGCAAUCAGAUUUCUGUGGGCUUUUUGGAGUCUGAAAGAUCGGAAAGUCUUCUGAGGGAAGCCUUACUUCAGUUGGACUUCUUGGGAGGCGAACAGUUCGCCUCCAUGCCAAAAAGAUAUUUUAAAGCUGCCAUGGAUGUUAUUUAUGCCAAAAAUCUGAAAAUAGAUAUCAAUAGUGCCACCUACUCUCUGGUCUUGAGUAACGAAAAGGCCCUGCAGUUCCAAGUGGAACCGCCAGUUGGAUUUUCCUUAAAAUCUUUAGAUGUGAAGGAUGCCAAGGUGGUUGAUGAUCACUGGGAGUGGAGUGAGCCGGGCACUCUUUCCUUCAUCCAACGUCAGAUUUUCUGCAACACCAGUGUGGGCUUGUACAAGGACGAAGACAAUGAGCUCGUGGCCUGGUGUAUAAGAGCUCAGGAUGGUUUAUUGGCAGUGCUGCAGGUCAAAAACUCCUACCAACGCAGAGGUUUCGGCGCUCUAAUUGUGAAAGAGUUCUCCAGACUGGAGGCUCUUCAGGGAAAUGACAUUAUCACCGAAGUCGUUCCAGAAAACAAGGCAUCGUUGAGUCUGUUCCAGAAAUUGGGCUUCAGGAUUAUCAAUCAGUGUAAUUGGCUUUUAACCGAAGCGCCCAUGAGAGAACGAUAAGAUACAUAUAGGGAUUGUUUUUGUACGGGUUAGACCUAAGAGAAAUAAACAAAUAAACAUAACAAUAAAAGAGA
Molecule: messenger RNA, 1862 nt
Organism: Drosophila gunungcola (fruit fly)
Lineage: Eukaryota; Metazoa; Arthropoda; Insecta; Diptera; Drosophilidae
Exons: 8
Coding region: 40-1788 (582 amino acids)
Molecular function (GO): acyltransferase activity, transferring groups other than amino-acyl groups
Source: RefSeq, a predicted model, not a curated record